This is a messenger RNA of Ectocarpus sp. CCAP 1310/34, 693 nucleotides long. Lineage: Eukaryota; Phaeophyceae; Ectocarpales; Ectocarpaceae. The record is from the annotation of a GenBank genome assembly.
AUGCAGGUGGUGCAGCACAAGGCCAAGGUCGUCCAGGCCUUCGCGGGCGAGGGCAUGUCGCUCGGAGGGGGUAGCGGCGGUGGCGCAGCCGGCGCUGCCGCCGCGUCGCUCACCCCUGCGGAGGCGGCGGCGGAAGCUCGAGCCAGGCGUUUGGCGCGCUUCGGAGCGAUGGAGACAACCGGAGACGGAGCGAAGCCGGAUCCUGAGGUUGCCAAGCGCAACGCAAAGAUUCUUGCUUCCGCUGGACCCGCCGAUUUGCCCCCCGUUGCCGCCGCUUCGUCCUCCUCCGCGAUGGAUGUUGAUCCCCCCGCCGUCCCCGGUGGCGGUGCGCUCGGCGGAGGUUCGAAACCUAGGCGGGCGGCGGACCCCGCGCUAGUCAGGCAGCUCACGGAGAUGGGAUUCGCGGAGGUGAGGGCGAAGAAGGCGCUCAUGUUCGGCAACGGGAACGACCUGGAGAACGCUGUGAACUGGAUCAUGGAGCACGAGGAAGACGCGGGCAUCGACGACCCCAUCCCGGAGGGCUACCAGCCGGCGGCGGUGGGGGCGGCGGCCCCGAUGGACGCCGACAACGGUAAAAGUGCUGCCGGUGGCGUGGCGCAGAGCUUAAAGUGCGACGACUGCAAUGUGAUCCUCAAGGACAUGGCGGCGGCAGAGCUGCACGCCAGCAAGGCAUUCUCCCGCCACCCCUCAUGA